AUGUCGCUCUCGUCCGAAAAACGCAAUGAGUACACCGAGAUCAUUGAUUCGAUUCUCGCGAAGAGUGAUCUCAAUACCAUCUCCGAGAAGCGAAUUCGCAAGGGUCUUCAGGAUGUCAUCGGCUAUGAUCUUACUCCUCAGAAGGCUGCCGUGAAGGAGCUUAUUAUGGAACGGUUCGACAUCUUUGCGAGCAACAGUGGAGCUGGAGAUUCACCGGAAGAAACCCCCACGAGCAACGGUCAAACACAAGCAGACUCCGUCCCUGCAGUCCCGUCCCCUCCCCCAUCAUCGUCACCUGUGAAGCGUCAGGCAGACAGCGAGGAAGCAUCUGAACCCGCUGAUGCCUCUCCGCCACCCAAAAAGCGAAAGCCUGACGCCGAUGUCGAUGCCGAUGCCGCAUUUGCAGCCAAGUUGCAAGCCGAGGAGAAUAUGCGAGCCAGGACUACUCGAGGGGCCAGCACUCGUCGUGCAGCCCCCAAGAAGAAAACAAAGGCAAAAACUUCCAAGAAGGUAAAGGCGGAAGAUGACUCGGAUAUUGAAUCCGGGUCGACCAAAAAGAGGGAGGUCAAUCGGUCGGGGGCUUUUUUCAAGGAGCUUGUCCUGUCUGAGCCUUUGUCCGCGCUUAUGGGUGGAGUCCAAAAGCUUUCGCGUCCUCAGACUGUCAAGAGAGUUUGGCAAUAUAUUCACGAGAAUGAGCUCCAGGAUCCUAGCAAUCGGCGCCAAAUCGUGUGUGAUGAUGCGAUGCGGGCUAUCUUCAAGCAGGAUCGGAUCGAUAUGUUCGCCAUGACCCGAGCUCUGAGCCAGAACAUGUACAACCCAGACGAAUGA
Messenger RNA from Penicillium macrosclerotiorum, 828 nucleotides. Its product is annotated as SWIB/MDM2 domain protein. Gene Ontology annotation, biological process: transcription initiation at RNA polymerase I promoter; nucleolar large rRNA transcription by RNA polymerase I. NCBI's taxonomy places the organism in Eukaryota, Fungi, Ascomycota, Eurotiomycetes, Eurotiales, Aspergillaceae. The transcript has 4 exons. The record is from RefSeq and is a predicted model, not a curated record. Gene Ontology annotation, molecular function: RNA polymerase I cis-regulatory region sequence-specific DNA binding. Gene Ontology annotation, cellular component: RNA polymerase I upstream activating factor complex; nucleus. The coding region runs from base 1 to 828 and encodes 275 amino acids.